ACCUAUGUAUUAUUUAAUGUAUUCUAUAUAAUUAUAGUACAAUUCACAUUUCACCAUUUCAACAUUUUCUAGUGAAUCACUAUAUCAUUAUUCAUUAUAUAAUACAACUAGUAUUGUUAACAUUUGACAUAUUAUAUUUAUUUUAUUUACGGUCAUCCGAUCAUCACUUCUUAGGUUUCAAAAUCGUCUGUGCCUAAGUGACGUCGUACCACUCGUACCGCAGUUAAUAAUUUAUUAUAUUACACAUCAUGUUUAGAAAAUUUGCAUCUGCGGUUUCAACAGUUCGCUUAGCACAAAAAAAUUUCCAGAACAUUUCAAAGUUGAAUCAAAUUACAAUUAAUAAUUCAGUUACCCGAUCGUUUUCUUUAUCUCCGGUGACUGAUGUUAAGGUACAAGAACCUGCACCACAAUUUGAGGGUAAAGCUAUUAUUGAUGGACAAAUAAAAGAUAUUAAGCUAUCAGAUUUUGCUGGAAAAUACUUGGUUUUAUUUUUUUAUCCCUUGGAUUUCACAUUUGUUUGUCCUACUGAAUUAGUGUCAUUUAGUGACCACAUUGAUGAAUUUAAAAAAAUUGGUGUCAAUGUAGUUGGAUGUUCAUGUGACUCACAUUUUUCACAUUUAGCAUUUGUUAAUACUCCUCGAAAGCAUGGUGGUUUGGGUGGACUGAGUUAUCCAUUAUUAUCAGAUUAUAAAAAGGAAAUCGCCAAAGCAUAUGAUGUUCUUAUUGAACCCGAUGGCAUACCACUCCGUGGCCUCUUUAUUAUAGAUCCUAAGGGUAUAAUAAGACAAAUUACCAUUAAUGAUCUGCCAGUAGGCCGUAGUGUAGAUGAAGUCUUAAGACUUGUUCAAGCUUUUCAAUUUGUUGAUGAACAUGGAGAAGUGUGUCCAAUGAACUGGAAGCCAAAUAGUCCAACUAUUAAACCUGAUCCAAAUCUUUCAAAGGAAUAUUUUGAUAAAGUCAACAAAUAAAUUAUAGUUCAAUGCUGAAAA
Molecule: messenger RNA, 989 nt
Organism: Melanaphis sacchari
Lineage: Eukaryota; Metazoa; Arthropoda; Insecta; Hemiptera; Aphididae
Product: peroxiredoxin-like
Exons: 8
Coding region: 249-968 (239 amino acids)
Biological process (GO): hydrogen peroxide catabolic process; cellular response to stress; cell redox homeostasis
Cellular component (GO): mitochondrion; cytosol
Molecular function (GO): thioredoxin peroxidase activity
Source: RefSeq, a predicted model, not a curated record